This is a messenger RNA of Symbiodinium sp. CCMP2456, 1788 nucleotides long. The record is from the annotation of a GenBank genome assembly. Lineage: Eukaryota; Dinophyceae; Suessiales; Symbiodiniaceae.
AUGGAUGAUGCUUUAGAUGAGCAGACAUGCUGCCUGAACGGUGUGAGCUCUUUCCAUUUGGACACGGAAUUCGUCGACCAAAUCCUUGAAGUGGGUUGUGCCCGUACAGAUAACUUCUACACCAUCGAACCCGUUGUCAUCCGCCAACGCGGCAGCAACGUGGUAUGUCCACGGACUCAGAAGUUGGGGUCGUCAUAUGUGGAUGCACUUUCCGGACCAGAGCAUGUGGGAAACUCCGACUACAUGCUGAGCUACUCCUGGUGCUACCGGGUGGGAGAUGUAGUUUCAGCUUUGUCACACCAUUGCCAGAAGGAGAAUCACGACCCGAAGAGCACCUACUUCUGGAUUUGCUGCCUUUGCAUCAACCAGCAUCGCGUGAUCGAGGUACGAGAACGGGGAGAUGAAGUUCCUUUUGAGGAGUUUCGCGCGGCGUUCCGCAGCCGAGUGCGUGGAAUUGGCAAGGUGUUGGCCUUGAUGGCUCCUUGGGACAGGCCCGUGUACGUCACGAGGGCAUGGUGCGUGUUUGAGCUGUUCACGGCGAUCAGCGACGAAUCGUGUAGACUGACUGUGGUGAUGCCGCCCGACGAAGUCGUGAACUUUUGCGGAAGCAUCGCCAACGCUGGUGCUCUCACAAGCUACUUGUGGUCUGCUUUGGAGCAGCUUGAUCUGGAGACCGCGCAGGCAUCUGUGGCCAGCGACAAGGACAUGAUACUGCAAAUAGUCCGAGAUGGCGUGGGUUUGGAGAGUCUCAACCAAGUCGUUCGGCAGAGAUUGCUAUCUUGGUUGGCCGAAGCUGCAUAUGCGGAGUGCUGCGACCAACUGGCCAAGGGUGUAUUACGUGGAGAUUCGGCAGCGAUCGCCGUUUCAGAGACAGCAAAUCUACUGCAUCGGCUGGGCAAGUUCGACGAUGCUUGUACGCUGCUGUCGGCAUCCAUAGACACAGCAUUCACAUCUAGCGAAGAAGGGACCAUCGAAAAGGCGAAUUUGUGGCGAGUGGUGGGGAAAAAUCACGAUUAUUUGGGCCAAAACGAGGAAGCAGCCGAAGCCUUCCAGAAAGCCAAGGGGAUACUGCGACAGCUGGACCAACUGGAGUCUCACGACGGCGCUGCCGUCGUCACCUGUGUCGCGGCCAAUCUGCAGGAGAUGGGUCGCAUGGAAGAAGCCCUUGCCAACUACCAGCAAGCCUGGGAGAUAAGACAGGCCUGCGGCUCGGAACGUUCGUUGGAUGCUUCCGACCUCUUGGCCAUGAUGGGAGUCGCCGAAUGCAAGCUGGGCUCAAGUGCAGGACUUCAGCAUGCCCAGCAGGCGAAGACGUUGCGUAUUCAGCUGGGCCAGCUCAAUACCCCUCAUGGUGCUCACGUGUUGCAGCAACUGGGACUCUGCCACUUCAUGCUCGGGGACAUACAAGCGGCGAUUGUUGAAUUUGACGAGAGCAAAGCCAUUCUGGAAAAGACCAGCUCGCUGCAAACUCCUCAAGGUGCAUCAGUGCUGCAACGAGUAGCACGAUGUUUCUGCAAGCUGGGUGAUGCGCGGCGUGAACUGGAGCUUCUGCGGGAAGCAAGAAAGCUCUUGGAGGACGCAGAACAGCUCCACAGCAAGAGCGGGGUUCUGGUCCUGCUGGAUUUGGGCAGUGCGCUGCUGGAUGCUCGAGAGGAUGCCGAGGCAAAGAGGGUUCUGGAGCUGGCAGAGCAGAUCUGCUCCGAGAAGGGGAUCGACGGCUCUCUUUCUGAGUUGGUUCAGGAUCGUCUGAAGGUGCUUCGCAAGACGCGAUACUGCAUCAUCAGCUGA